GCAGAGUCCCGCGCCGCGGCGGGUUAGCGCAGUGCGCCAUGGCGGACCCGGAGGUGUGCUGCUUCAUCACCAAAAUCCUGUGCGCCCACGGGGGCCGCAUGGCCCUGGACGCGCUGCUCAAAGAGAUCGCGCUCUCCGAGGGGCAGCUCCGCGAGGUGCUGGAGGCGGCUGGGCCCGACCGCUUCGUGCUGUUGGAGACCGGAGACAGGGAAGGAGUCACCAGGUCCGUGGUGGCCACCACCCGCGCCCGGGUCUGCCGUCGCAAGUUCUGCCAGAGACCCUGCGAAGACCUGCACCUCUGCAAGCUCAACCUGCUGGGUCGGUGCAACUAUUCGCAGUCGGAGCGGAAUUUGUGCAAAUAUUCUCACAACGUUCUUUCAGAAGAGAACUUAAAGGUCUUGAAAAAUCAUGAGCUGUCUGGACUGAACAAAGAGGAAUUAGCCGUGCUCCUCCUCCAAAGUGACCCUUUUUUCAUGCCUGAGAUAUGCAAAAAUUACAAGGGAGAGGGUCGAAGAGUGACUUGUGACAAAUAUCCACAGUGUGAAAGGCUCCACAUCUGUGAGCACUUUACCCGAGGGAACUGUGGUUUUACCAACUGCCUCCGGUCCCAUAACCUGAUGGACAGAAGGGUGCUGGCCAUCAUGAGGGAGCAUGGGCUGAGCUCCAGCGUGGUUCAAAACAUCCAGGACAUCUGCAAUAGCAAGCAUAGCCCGCAGAAACAUGCCGGGCACAGAGCUCCUCCCGCCUAUCGUAGAGAUCCGGCCUACAGAGGUAGAAGCAAGAGCAGAGACCGAUCAUUUCAGGGCAGUACAGAAUUUCUUCCAUCGGCUUCGGGUCCUACUCAAAGGCCCUGCACACCUGGUCCAGAUCAGAUUGGCCACAGGCCUCCCCUGGACGACGUGCCUGUAGAGGACCUGGCCCACAAGUUCGUGCGUUUGGGAAGUCAGGAUGGCCCCCAGCCUUCCCCCGUCCCGCCUAAGGCGGAUAAUCUCAGAGGAAGAGGUCAAGUGGGAGGAAGCCAGCGGUUUUCAGAGAAUGGCGGUCCAGACGAUCUCUUUUAUGGGAAUCAAGGUAGCAUUUACCUCCCUUCUGAUUCAAAGCCUGCUUCUGACCGGAAGGGCCCUGCAUCCUGGCUGAACGGCAAAGGCACUGGUAGGGAGAGUGUGUUUUCCCAGAGUCAAGCCACCCCUGGCUCUCCUAUAGAUCAAACACCCGACACCAUAACCACCAGAAAGAGCAUGGGCGUGCUUUUCUCAGACGGCAUGAACGCCGAGGACAGAAGUGGGAAGCAAAAUGUCCAGUAUGUCCCACUUUUUAAUAAUAACGUUGAUGGAACGGCCGCAGAUACAGCUUCCACAAGAUCUUUCAAUUACAAAACCACAACCAGUAGACAGAGGGAAAAAUCGUUACCUAGGAAUCGGGACACCGGAGCCACUCACAGUAAUCUCCAGACCACUGGCAAGAUUACAGAUGGUGAUGUUCCAACAGUGGGGUCUGUCAACGGUCAAUAUAGAGAGAAGACGGUUUGGGCUAAUAAAUCUGUCCACGGCACACCAAAUGGCGCUAGUCACGUUGCGAAUGAAACCACCGAAGUCAGUACAGUUGGUGCCACUGGGUUUGACUUCACUUUGACGUGUAGAGGGGAUAAAAAUGCGCUGUGCUUUGGAAGUCAGAGUCUGGAACCCCAGGUCCUGCCCACACCUCGGGAGACCGCUGUCCCCACGCCGCAAGUCCGUACUCGGUCCAGGAUGGCACCGUGUACAUCCUCCUCGAGCAGCAGAGCUGCAGCCUAUGCAAGCCGUGGUCAGAACUCCGCCCAAGUCCCGGUUAGCCCUGCCGCUGAGCUUGCAAGGACCCCAAGAUGUGCUCUGUAUUCUGCGUCGGACGUUGAGAGUACCAGCUCUUCCAGGAUGGAUGACUGUGGCUCAGAGGAGAUUUGUCUUGACCAUCUGUGUAGGGGUUGUCAAGUUGAAAGUUGCAACAAAGUUCACUUCCACCUGCCCUACCGGUGGCAGAUGUGGCUUACAAACACCUGGAUGGACCUCCAGCCCAUGGAGAAUAUUGAGAAGGCCUAUUGUGACCCCCAAAUCCACAUCUUUUCUAUCGGAAAUGAAGACAUCGAUUUCCAGAAGAUGACUUGUAAUUUUAAUCCUAUCCGACGCCUCUCCACGCCCUCGUCUGUCACAGCACUGACCAAUUUUGUCUUUGCCACGAAAUGGAUUUGGUACUGGAAGAAUGAAUCGGACAAAUGGGUUGAAUAUGGAGAGGAGGCUGACCGUCAGCAAGUUUCAAGCGUCGACUCCUCCUACCUGGAGUCCUUCUUCCUGUGCCAUCCAAGGGGGAUUGUGCCGUUUCAGGCGGGUUCGCGGAACUACGAGCUGAGUUUUGUGGGCAUGAUUCAAACAAACCUAGCUUCCAGGACCCAAAAAGAUGUUGUCAGAAGGCCAGCAUUUAUGUCUUACAAGGAUGUGCAGCAGAUUAAAAGUGGGUUCAACUGUCAGCCGGCACAGACCCCGUCAGAGCCUUUAACUUCGACAUUGCAUUCUCAGUGGGACUUUGGUUUGAGUGGAUAUAAGUUGUUAGAGAUCGAUAAUCGCUGUCCGGAAUAUUCCAUGAUAAGUGAGUAUUUCAAAGCUUCCAUGAAAAAUUUCAAGAUUGAGAAGAUAAAGAAGAUCAAGAAUACAAAGCUCUUGGAUACUUUUGAAAGGAAAAAAAUGAAGAUGAACAACAGAACGGAGAAAAUCCUAUUUUAUGCAACAAGCCGCAUGCACUUGGAGUCUAUCUGUGAGAAUAAUUUUGACUGGAUCUUACAUGGAACUGGUGGUGAAACCAAAUAUGGAAAAGGAAUUUACUUCACAAAAGAUGCCAUCCAUUCCCAUAAAAAUUGCCAGUGUGAUACCAAAAACAUCGUUAUGUUUGUAGCUCGCGUCCUGGUUGGAGAUUUUACUCAAGGAGAGAUGGGAAACACCAGCCCUCCCCCGCCACCAUAUGACAGCUACGUGGAUAUAAGGUUGAAUCCCUCCGUUUUUGUCAUCUUCGAGAAAGAUCAGAUUUACCCAGAAUAUGUGAUUGAAUAUACUGAACUAGACAAAGCCUGCGUGAUUAGUUAGAAGGGAUGAACACAGCAUCAUAAAGGAGACCAUAACCCUUUUGUUCACUUACAGAGCCAGACUGCCCCAGACAAUACAUUUUUACCUUUCUCAUCUAGUUACCAAAUGCCUUAGAUCAGUGGUUCCUAAACUUUGCUAUACAUUUGAAUCAUCUGGGAAGCUUUUUAACAAGUCCAAUGUUCAGAUUGCACCCCGUGCCAAUUAAAUCACUUUCUGGUGUGAGAGCUGGGCAGUGGUGUUUUUUUAAAUCCCAAAGUAUUCGAUUGGUGUCACAGAGUUUGGAAACCACUGUCUUAGAUAUAACUGGGAAAGACGGGUUUCUAAAACGUCCGUAACUGCAACAAGUUUCUCUCCCAGCUACUCUUCGUUUACUGUAUGACAUGGUUUGGUUUUGGUUAAAUUGAAAGAAAAUUAAUUUGGGCAAUUUGGGAGAAAUCUAAAAAUGCCUAUGGAAGUAAGGACAUAAGACCAUCCCGCCUUGGGUAGACGAUUAUGGAAAGUUGUGUGUGGGGGGUUUUUUAGGAAAAUGUGGGGCUGGGGGAAGAAAAGGUAAUUUAAAUGCCAUUACAGAUGUAACUCUACUAUACCUUCGUGGUAAAACUAAGUUGGGGCACACAUCACUUUAUCUCUGCGUUUAUUUAGGGGACUCCAUUCAGGUUGGUUCUCUGGAACGCAAUGAAAAGAGCCGAAAACUGGGGCUCAGAGAGAAGCAGCCAACUGGAGUUAAUUGCCCCUUUGGGUUCUUUAUAUAAUUAUGGCAGAGUAGACAUUUAUAUUCUAAUAUAUGAUUAUAGAGGUUUUCAGGUUGAACUUUCAUGAAGUGUCUGUAUUGUGGGGGGUCUGAGUUGCAAUAACCAGACUCACAGAAGCAUGACUGAUAAACCUGAGUGCUAUUGUAGUCGUUCGCUGUAGCAGAUGAGGCUCACCGAGGAAUUAGGAGCAAGGCCGUCCCUACUGAAGGCUGGGCCCCUUCAGGAGGCGAGAUUUGUUUCCUGGUGAGCAUGGAAUCAGGACAAAGAGAACAAUGCCUCAAAUAGGUCUUACACCUGCAAGGGGCUUCUUUUUUCUAAAUGUAACGGAUUGUGUGGAAUUGUAGUACAGUCAGUUUUUAGAGCAGUUGAGGUUCCUGGACUAAGAUUUCUUUCCUUGUCAUGAAUCAGGCCUUUCCUUCGAGUGUUCCUUUUCAACAUUCUGUAUCAUUCACCAAAGUUUGCUGUUAUAGCUCCUGCCAGCAGAGAUGUUAUAAAAGUUAAUUAGUAUUAGAGUUGAUUUUAUAUUUGUCAGAUUAUAGAUCAGUACAAACAUCGCCACAACUGCUUGGUUUAAAGCACUUCACCAGUAACAAAUGUAUAGAGAUUUUUUUUAGGGCAGGGUUAUUUUCUGGGAGGCUUGUCACAAAUAGUUACUCUCAUUCGCUUUUUUUUUUUUUUAAAUGGUAGUAUGUUUUGGAGUUUUCAUUCCGUGAUCUUGGUUCUCACGCUUUCAGAGAUGCGAUUUGUCCAACUCUGAUUGCCCAUUAGACAUCUCUAGUUGGGUAUUUCACAGACGCCUCUAAAGCAACAUGUCCCGAAUGGAAUUCUCGAUCUGCCUCCUUCAAACGAAUCACCUUCUCCCCUAGUAUUCUGUAUCCAGAAGUCAUCCUUGACUUCUUCCUCUCCUUCUCCCAAGCUGUUCCCAAGUCCAAUUUUCCUUCUUAAAUAUUUCUUUGUCCCCUCCUGAGUUGUUCUUUACUUAGCAGUAAGAAUGGUCAUAUUUUAACAUUUUUUACAUAAUAAUCCUCAAAAAUACACAUCUGACCAUGCCUUUAGAAUAAAGUUCAACAUCAUUAUUAUGGCCCCACAUGAUUUCUCCCUUCCCUGCCCUCUGUCAUUUAUUUUCUUCUACCCAAGCCACUCUGGCUUACUUUGAAUUCUUUGGUACACCUUUUCCCCUAGCUCAGUGGUUCUCAACGAUCAUGCCUUUUUUUUUUCUUUUGACAACUACAUUGUAACAUCUGCUUUAUUAUCCUCAAAGUGCAAUCCAAUUGUGAUAUACUCUGCCUACAUAUAAUUUCAGAAAUAAAUUUAAAAUUAACAUUAGCAUAAAAGGAAAAUGAAAGGUACAUUACUUGGGCACGACUAUAUUAGAAGACCUAAAUAAGUCGUCAGAUGUUUACACUUACUUAUGAUGAGCAAAUGUACAAGAAGGUAGAAGAUCAAAAUUGACUUUAUACAAAGUAUGAGAAAAAGAAAAAGCAGGGAUAGGAGUGGACCUUAGAAUAAAAACUGGUGAUGCAUAACUUACUUGCAUAUGAUAGUACUUGUAAAAGAAAUAUCGAAAUAGCCUUAGUUGAAAUAAAGGUACUAUGCAAGAAAAUCUACAGACUGUCGACAUGGAGAAAAUGAGGAAAUAUUCUAUUUUUUGCAGACGAGCUGUAGGUCAUACAAGAAUGUCUAGCGAGACAUUCACAAUUCGUGUAGGGUGCAGAAUAGUUUCUUAUUGUGAGGAACUGUCCAAGACAUUGCAAGAUGUUUGGCAUACUUGGCUCUCAUAUACUAAGUGCCAAUAGCACCCUCUCCUUCCCACAGUUACAGGGCGACCAUAAACCCUAUCAGAUCUGUUCACCCUUUCCAGAGCAGUCACAUCUUGUCACAUCCCGUUGGUUGGCCUGAGAGGACUCCUAGGCGAUACAAUCUACUUACACCCAUGAAUUUCUUUAAAAACCCAUUUAACAUCCCAACUCCGUCAUAACAGAGAAACAGAAGGAAAGAAAUUUGUAACGAAAAUAAAAGGAGUUCAGUAUGUAACUACUCAGGCAUACUAUGCUAUCUAUACGACCUCAUGAAGUAGAUAUUUACUCCUACUUACAGUGAAUGGGUUUGAAUUUCAGAGUCGUUCCGAGGCUGCUUCUGAAAAAGAAGCACAGGAAAAUGAAAGAUGAGAGGUCUGGGUGACGCUAGGAUGAAAAUCAGUGUUCGGGUGAGUGAUAACAGACCACUUCUCUGUGUGUGGUAAGGGAAAGAGGGCAAUUGCCUUAACGGGUAUAAGGGUAACAGAUUGUCUGAGAGGGAAAAACGAGUGAUAUUCUCUCCGACGAGCUGUAGGUCCUACAUAAAUGUCCAGCAGGACAUUAAAGAGGCGAAUAGGAUACAGAGUAAUUCUUCGUUGUGUGGGACUAGCCCAAUCACCGCAGGGCAGCAUCUCCCUGGCUGCAUCCACUCAGUGCCAGGAAUAGUUCCCACCGGUUCUGAAGCCAACAACCCAUCCAUUGCCAAAAUACCACAGUGAGAACCACUGACUUAGUUAAUGUCUAACAUCCUCCGAUUCGCUUACUUUUACCUCUCCCUCCGUAAAGAGUCAUCCUGUGGAGUAGAUGAGAUGCUUGUUUCCCCAACCCCCGGUCUUUAAAACACUGUGUGCCUUCCUUUGUUCAUGUUUAGCAUCUGUCCAACUUGCGGUUGGUUGUCUGCUUUCUGCAUUAGAAUGUAAGCUCUUGGAGGGCUGAGUCAACCCGUCUUGUUCACUGUACCAUUCCUGAUACUUAGCUGAGUGUUUGAUACGGGGAUAUCUGGGAUACAUUGUGUUGAAUAAAGUAAGCUCAGCUGUUUACAUUCCAGCCGUUGAGUGUUGAGUUGUAUUUCUUCUUCAAGCGUAAUUCAAAACUAUCCAAUAAAGAAACAUUAAUUUUG
This is a messenger RNA of Ailuropoda melanoleuca (giant panda), 6778 nucleotides long. It is a transcript of the gene ZC3HAV1, whose product is annotated as zinc finger CCCH-type containing, antiviral 1. Gene Ontology annotation, molecular function: RNA binding; NAD+ poly-ADP-ribosyltransferase activity. NCBI's taxonomy places the organism in Eukaryota, Metazoa, Chordata, Mammalia, Carnivora, Ursidae. Gene Ontology annotation, cellular component: nucleus. Gene Ontology annotation, biological process: response to virus; positive regulation of type I interferon production; positive regulation of mRNA catabolic process. The transcript has 13 exons. The record is from RefSeq and is a predicted model, not a curated record. Bases 39 to 3110 code for a protein of 1023 amino acids.